AACAAUAAAUAUAAAAAUUAGGUAUUUGUGUUGUCGUCACUUGCCCUUUUCAAUCAGAGUUCCAAAACCCUAAAUCAAUCAAAUUUUUAGCUACUUCAAAAUCAAACAAAGAUAUAUUUUUUUCUUGAAUUUUGCUCCGCCUUUAAUUAAAGACAGUAAACACAUUUUCAGGGACAAGCAUAGUUGUGAAGAUGGAUCAGCAAGGCCAUGGACAGGCCCAAGGAAUGGGGGCUGUUGGUAGCUCUGCUCAGAUGCCUUACGGUAUGGCACCCUAUCCAACAAAUCAAAUGAUGGGUAUUGUACCCCCUACAUCAGUUGGAGGAUCAGGUGCACCUUCACAAACGUCUGGUCUUCCAUCUCCUCCUGCCCAACUCGCACAACAGCAACUUGCUUAUCAGCACAUCCACCAGCAACAACAGCAGCAGUUGCAUCAACAACUCCAAAAUUUUUGGGCAAAUCAAUACCAAGAAAUUGAGCAAACAACUGAUUUCAAGAACCAUAGUCUACCAUUGGCUAGGAUCAAAAAAAUCAUGAAAGCAGAUGAAGAUGUGAGAAUGAUAUCUGCCGAAGCACCGGUUAUAUUUGCCCGUGCAUGUGAAAUGUUCAUCCUUGAGCUGACCCUAAGGUCUUGGAAUCACACUGAAGAGAACAAAAGGAGGACCCUUCAGAAAAACGACAUUGCUGCUGCUAUUACAAGGACUGAUAUAUUUGACUUCUUGGUUGAUAUAGUACCACGAGAAGAUUUAAAAGAUGAAGUUAUUGCUUCUACGAUGCCAAGGGGUGGGCCCCUUCCUGUUGGAGCUCCAACUGAGGGUCUUCCGUACUAUUAUAUGCCGCCUCCACAAGUUGGUGCUUCAGGGAUGUAUAUGGGUAAGCCCGUGGAUCCUCAAGCUCUGUAUGGGCAGCAGCCUCGUCCGUACAUGGCCCAGCCUAUGUGGCCACAACAGCAACAACAAGAACCACAGGAAGAUGCUUAAGCAGGAGACUUGCAAGAAAUGGAAAUCUGAACAUGUUGGAUGUAGACAACACUCGCUCAUGGGCAUUUGUAGCAACACCAACUCGUUGGAAAUUUGUAUGGUUUGAUUUUCAUGUGGUUAUUUAGGAAUGCUUUUAGUCCUUAACUAUGUCUGUAUCUCUUCUCCUUGACAAUAUUGCUGUUUUAUGAUGUUGGCGCCUGGCGGCGAACCUGUGUAAUAUCUGGACCUGGCUCUUCAUAAGUCAAAACUCAUAUCAGAUGCAAAAGGCAUGCUAUAUGCCCUUCUGAUUGCAGUAGGUUUCCCAAA
This is a messenger RNA of Erigeron canadensis, 1283 nucleotides long. Its product is annotated as nuclear transcription factor Y subunit C-3-like. The coding region runs from base 192 to 977 and encodes 261 amino acids. Gene Ontology annotation, biological process: regulation of DNA-templated transcription. Gene Ontology annotation, molecular function: protein heterodimerization activity; DNA-binding transcription activator activity, RNA polymerase II-specific; DNA binding. The record is from RefSeq and is a predicted model, not a curated record. Gene Ontology annotation, cellular component: nucleus. The transcript has 4 exons. NCBI's taxonomy places the organism in Eukaryota, Viridiplantae, Streptophyta, Magnoliopsida, Asterales, Asteraceae.